AGAAGAAGAAGAAGAAGAAGAAGAAGAAGAAGAAGAAGAAGAAGAAGAAGAAGAAGAAGAAGAAGAAGAAGAAGAAGAACUCAGUGCAAACCAAUAAUUUAUAACAUCCUGGAAUGUAAUUCUAUCUAUUGGCCAUUGAGAGUUCACCCCCUAGUAGGAGCAGUCUUCCACAGGAAUGAAUGGAAUUCUACAGUAUUUCAAUUAAUUGUUUCAAGGACAAAAUUACAUGUAUUUAAGUACUUAUUUUGUAAUGUUGGGGACAGUAACAUUAGCUAUCUCUAAAAAGUAUACUUGUUUUACUUCUAAUGUUUAUAUAUUUUUUGUCGUGUUUUAUUUGUAUGUUUAGCUCACAUAAUAGUAAUGUAAACGUAUGUAUUAAGCUGUAUGUAAUAUAAUGAAUGUGGCAAAAAACGAAUGUAGACAUUAAUACAUGCAUAUCUAUAGCUUCCUAAAUGUUUUACAACGUUGGGGGAGUGCCAAGAUGGAGGCACGGUGGCUUCAACACAGCGCCCCCUAAAAGUCAUCUAGUUGUAUACAUAAAUUAUUGGUGCAAACUCAUCCCAAACCCAGCGCGUGCAGUCACAUGAGAACGCGCCAUGGCUUCAGUUACCUCAACCAGUCGCUCAACUCGCUCCUCCCGACGAAGCGGCCCCGGCCCGUCCAGCACCAGCCCAACCAGGCUCUCCCGAAGCCAGGAGAAAGAGGAGCUUAGCCACCUGAACGACCGCCUGGCCGCCUACAUAGAGCGGGUCCGCCAGCUGGAGAAUGACAAGUCCUCAAUGCUGCUUCUCCUGGAGGAGAAAGAGGAGUCCACGACCCGGGAGACGGCCAACGUUCGGCGGCUGUACGAGACCGAGUUGGCCGACGCGAGGAAGAGCUUGGACGUGCUGGCUAACGACAGGGCCCGGCUGCAGAUAGAGAUGGGUCAUCUUUCUGAAGAGCAUAGCAACCUACAAGCCAGGAACCAGAAGAAGGAAGCAGAGUGUAACAUGGCCAUGGGUCAGUGGAGGAACUUGGAGGCGGUCCUCAACUCUAAAGACGCAGAGCUGGCCAAUCAACUGGCAGAUAACAGAAGACAGGCGGAUGAUGUAACUGACCUACAGGCCCAGGUGGCCAAUUUGGAGUGUGGGCUGGCGGAGACUAAGACCCAGCUGAACUCUGAGAUGUUGAGGAGGGUGGACCUGGAGAACCAGGUGCAGACGCUACGGGAACAGCUGGAGUUCCAGAGACACAUUGACGAACAGGAGGUCAGGGAGAUCCGGAGCAGACAUGAGAGUCGCCUGGUGGAGGUGGAUUCUGGGAGACAGAAAGAAUUUGAGAGUAAGUUGGCCGAGGCCAUGCAGCAGCUACGGCAGGAGCACGACGGACAAAUCCAGCAGUAUAAAGAGGAUCUGGAGAAGAAUUUCAAUGCCAAGAGAGAGCUGUGUGUCAGGGAGUCUCUGUGUGUGUCGUGCACACUGUUAGAGCAGGAGUGCAUGAUGACGGAAGAGAACAGAGGAGUGAGAAAGAUGCCAGUGCAGAUUAGGGAGAGCUUUGUCCAGCUGAUCAAGCUGGAUAACGCCCAUCAGACGGCGCUGAAGAGUAGUGACUUUGCCUCGUCCACCAGAGAGGAGCUGUCUGCCACCAAGCUCCGCAUCGAGACCCUCUCCUCACAACUCAAUCACUUCCAAAAACAGAACGGGGCCUUAGAGGGGCGUGUGCGGGAGCUGGAGCGGACCCUGGACCGGGAGCGCGAGGUGUGGCAGCAGCGACUGAGCCACAAGGACGAGGAGAUGUCGGCCAUGCGGGCCCAGAUGCAGAGCCAGCUGGAGGACUACGAGCAGCUGCUGGAUGUCAAGCUGGCCUUGGACAUGGAGAUCAACGCCUACCGCAAGAUGCUGGAGGGAGAGGAGCAGAGGGAUGCCUCUGAUGCCCUGGGCACCACUCGGCAUCUGGUGUGGUGUCUGUCCUCCGUGCCCCGGCCCGCAGUGUGUGUGACUGGGUCAGUGAUACGUUUCACAUCCGCUCACCCUGCGUUCGCAGUCCACUGA
Molecule: messenger RNA, 2030 nt
Organism: Oncorhynchus gorbuscha (pink salmon)
Lineage: Eukaryota; Metazoa; Chordata; Actinopteri; Salmoniformes; Salmonidae
Product: lamin-L(III)-like
Exons: 8
Coding region: 597-2030 (477 amino acids)
Source: RefSeq, a predicted model, not a curated record